Molecule: messenger RNA, 2154 nt
Organism: Talaromyces amestolkiae
Lineage: Eukaryota; Fungi; Ascomycota; Eurotiomycetes; Eurotiales; Trichocomaceae
Exons: 2
Coding region: 1-2154 (717 amino acids)
Biological process (GO): fungal-type cell wall biogenesis; transmembrane transport
Source: RefSeq, a predicted model, not a curated record
AUGCAGCCUGGCUGGUUCACCGCUGCAGCCAUUGUCUUGCUGGGACCGGCACAAGUCCUGGCUGGCAAUGUCCUCAAAACAAACGGAUAUUCCCUGUGCUCGACAAACGCAACAAUCACAGUAAACAACUUCGACGUCGAAUAUGAUCAGAGCAGCAAUAACGUUGUCUUCGAUGUCUCCGGCACUAGCGACAAAGUCCAGAAUGUGACAGUCUCGCUGGUUGUGUCUGCCUACGGAAAGCAAGUAUAUGAAAAGGAUUUCAACCCGUGUGAUGCAAGUUCUGCAGUUCCAGAACUCUGCCCAGUGCCAGCCCGAGCCUUCUCAGCCAGCGGUAACAUGACGAUUCCCAGCCAAUAUGCCGACAUGAUCCCCUCGAUAGCUUUCAACGUGCCGGAUUUGGAAGGACAGGCAAAGUUGGAGCUCAAGUCCGCUGAUACUGGUGACGAGGUUGCCUGUAUCGAGUCUGAAGUCACCAACGGCAAGACUCUUCAGAUCCCCGCUGUAUCCUACGUCGCAGCCGGUAUUGUUGCGGCAUCUCUAGCUCUGAGUGGGCUUACUGCAUUGGGAACCGCUGGUCAUCCUGGAGCAGCUACAUCGAGCCCCAGCUUCGGCGAGGUUAUUGGCUGGUUCCAAACCCUCGCCACAAGCGGUGCGCUCAGUGUGCAAUAUCCCACCGUUUAUCGUACUUUUACCUCCAACUUUGCGUUUGCUGGAGGCCUUAUUCCUUGGAGCGACAUGCAGAAUUCCAUCGACAAUUUUCGAAACGUGACGGGCGGUAACAUCACCGAAAACAAUUACCAAUACCUCAGAAACGCUACUCUGACGUUCGACGAUGGCUCAACAAACACGAGCCUCACCAAACGAGCUCUUUCCGAUCUCCUAGAGCGUUCGGUACUAUUCGUCCGCGAUGUCUCGACUUCGGACAACGCUACGACUAAUUCAUCAACCUCUAGUGGCAUCGUUGCGGAACUCAAAGGUGUACAGGCUUGGUGCGAACAACUGUACAUUCCGUCAUCCAACAUGUUCAUGACUGUGCUGUUGUUCUUUGCCAUUGUGAUUGCUGCUAUUGCUGUUGGUAUUUUGCUCGUGAAAGUUGUUCUGGAGACCUGGGCAUUGUAUGGCUCCUUCCCACAGAGUCUGGUUGAUUUCCGAAAGCAUUAUUGGGGACUCUUAGGCCGGACGAUUACCAACUUAGUUCUUAUCGUCUACGGUAUCUGGGUACUUUACUGCGUCUAUCAAUUCACCCGCGGUGAUUCCUGGGCCGCCAAGCUACUGGCAGGUCUGACUCUGGCUGCGUUCACGGGKCUACUUGCUGCGUUUUCUGUUCGCAUCUGGCUCCUUGCUCGUCGAUACAAAAAAACUCAGGGUGACAACUCGGUCAUGUACGAAGAUAGGGAAAUCUGGAGACGUUACAGUCUGUUCUAUGACAGCUACAAGCGAUCCUACUGGUGGAUCUUCAUUCCUGCUAUUCUUUAUUCAUUCAUCAAGGGCUGCAUCAUUGCUGGUGGUGACGGUCACGGUCUGUUCCAGACCGGGGGACAGCUGAUUGUCGAAGCUCUCAUGUUAAUCCUUUUGGUGUGGAGCCGACCAUACGUGGCCAAGUCUAGUCAAUGGAUCAACAUCACCAUACAAGUAGUCCGUGUACUUUCAGUGGCAUGCAUUUUGGUCUUUGUCGAGGAACUCGGCAUUGCACAAACAACCAAGACCAUUACUGGCGUCGUUCUCAUCGCUGUGCAGUCCACUCUCACCGUUGUACUGGCAAUACUUAUUGGCGUCAACGCUCUGAUCGCUUGCAUCAGAAAGAACCCUCACAUCCGCUUACGUGAACGUAAAGGAGACGCGGAAGAUAUGGACAACUUGACAGCUUUGGAUGCGCGAAAUUCUCUCCUCUUCGACGGUCGAUCCCGAGCAGACAUGUAUGAAGAGAGCAAGUACAACAUGACCGGUCCCUACGAAACAUAUCGAGACAUGCCCACCAAAGGUUCCACUCAUGUCCGCGACAGGAGUACGGAUGGCCUGAUCAGUAAUGACUCAUACUAUCGUGGGCACUACAAGGAACAAUCCACACACCUCCGAACUCUCAGCCGCGAUCGCAGCCCCAGUCCGGAGGAAUUGCAAACACAAAAGCCUCGUGAUUUUGGAGUUGCAUUCUAG